UCUCUCUCUCUCUCUCUGUUUUUUAAAAAGUCAUAUUACUGGUUCUUCUGUCCAUUUUUGUUUCGUGGUAGGAGAUUUAGAGCACGCUUAGUUUACACAAUUGGAAAUUUGGAAUUUCCCUUCUUGUGUUGAACGUUAAAUUCCCGUGAACGGAUCCCAGGUCGUUGUUUUUUCGAUUUCCAAAAAGGAAAAAAAAGAACAGUAUGAGAAAGUUAUUCCUCUUUCUAUAUAUUAUUUAUGGAUAUGGAAGUAAUCCAUUAUGGAACUUUUGCAUCUAUAUUUCAGUUUUCUUAGCUUCAUAACUUUCAUUCAAGUAUUGCUCAAUUGUAUCUAUCUAUUUUCAGUUAUAUAUCUAUGGCCUUUUACGCUGGAAAUCAUCCGGCCUAAGCUGUAGCGAUCCAUAAUGACUCAAACCACGUUUUAUACGCCAAAAGUAUUUGUAAGAUUACAAUUGUAAUUUAUAGACUGUAAGAACUUCUUCUUCCCAUACCAUCCGUAACCCUUCUAUACUCACUCCCGGUAUUCCGCAAUUGGUGGCUUCUAACGUUUACAGUUGGAGGGAGAUGCGUGAGUCUCAUAGAAUUUGCUGAGCAUUUUAAGGAGAAAUUCUCAUAUAUGGGAAAAAAUGCUACACUGCUUUCGUGUUACAUUGGCAAUACUGCUACUGGCAGUCAGCAUAAAACUUUCACAUGCUUUCCAGAGAAAUGGACAUGCCAAGAUGAAAUCGGCUGUUUUUCUAUCCCCUAAGUUUGUGCUGGGCCCAGGAUCGGUGCUGGACAAAUAUUACUAUAAUAUUGACUUCCCAAGAGGUCACAUUGCUCUCAAGAGUUUUAAUGGUGAAGUAGUUGAUGAAGCAGGGAAUUCUGUUCCACUUCACGAGACUUAUCUCCACCACUGGGCCACUGUAAGAUACUAUCAACGUCGAGGUGCAACAAAUCCAGAUUACAAUGGCCCUCUGGAACUUGACAAAUCUGAUCAUAUUCUUGUGAGGAAUAGUGGGGUAUGCCAGAAGAAUUCUAAUGGACAGUAUUAUGGUCUUGGAUCUGAAACACGAGGAACAGCUACAUUUGUUCCAGAUCCUUAUGGAAUAGAAGUUGGUAAUCCUGCAGAUAUUCCUGCUGGGUAUGAGGAGGGGUGGUUGCUUAAUGUUCAUGCAAUUGAUACUCGGGGCGUCGAAGAUAAGUUGGGAUGCACUGAAUGCAGGUGUGAUCUAUAUAAUGUCACAAAGGAUCAAUAUGAUCGUCCCUUGAGGCCAGACUAUAAAGGAGGCUUAUCCUGUUGCUAUGAUUAUACACAAUGCAGACUGAGAGAAGGCAUUGAGAGUGCUGAGAGAAGAGGCCUUUAUGUGAGAUAUACAGUGAAGUGGCUUGAUUGGGAUGAGUUUAUCGUGCCUGUUAAGAUUUAUAUAUUCGAUGUCACUGAUACAUGGAAAAGAUUGGAGAAUUCAACAGGACAGAAUGCAGAACAUGAAUGCCAUGUUGAGUAUGAAGUUAAAUCUUGUAGGGCAUCUGGUAUGGCUAAUAAUGGGUGCACUGACACCAAAAGGGUAAGCCUCACAAUGCCUACUGGUGGUUCUGUCAUCUAUGGUGUUGCCCAUCAACAUGCAGGGGGUACUGGUUCAACUCUUUAUGGAGAGGGUGGACGGGUAAUAUGUUCUUCAAUACCAACUUAUGGAGAAGGGAAUGAAGCAGGAAAUGAGGCUGGUUAUAUUGUAGGAAUGUCCAGUUGUUAUCCUCGACCAGGUUCUGUUAAGAUAAACGAUGGGGAGACACUGAUUCUGGAAUCUAAUUACAGUAGCACCCAAGGGCACACUGGAGUGAUGGGGCUCUUCUACAUUUUGGUUGCAGACGAAUUGCCAAAGCCCUCAAUACACAUCCCGCUUUCAAAGUCAGUUAAUCAGUUCUUGCAGGUUUGGGAGCGGCAAUAGGCGUUGCCGCCAGUGUCCUCCAUCAGCUUCGGACUGAGGGAGAAUACAAAUAUCGUUCACUUUUUUCAGCUGUUGUACGAGUCUUGGUUAUGUUAUGAACGUGGAAUUUAGCAUCCUUUUAGAUGGCUCUAUUUGUAUAUAGACAUAAACUUGUAGCCUUAUGAAGUUCUUCUGAAAUACCCAUCAAUAGUGUUAUUAUUUA
This is a messenger RNA of Carya illinoinensis, 2129 nucleotides long. RefSeq lists its product as uncharacterized. The record is from RefSeq and is a predicted model, not a curated record. The transcript is spliced from 6 exons. Bases 626 to 1927 code for a protein of 433 amino acids. NCBI's taxonomy places the organism in Eukaryota, Viridiplantae, Streptophyta, Magnoliopsida, Fagales, Juglandaceae.